This is a messenger RNA of Phyllostomus discolor (pale spear-nosed bat), 436 nucleotides long. RefSeq names its product NADH:ubiquinone oxidoreductase subunit A1 (gene NDUFA1). The record is from RefSeq and is a predicted model, not a curated record. Bases 111 to 323 code for a protein of 70 amino acids. The transcript has 3 exons. Lineage: Eukaryota; Metazoa; Chordata; Mammalia; Chiroptera; Phyllostomidae.
ACGUGACCACGCCCUAGCGGGGCUGCCGUGGGGCGUUGUGGGAAGGGGUCAAGCCACUGACUUUUCAGGGACCUGGGAGGCGCUUUUCUGGCCUUGGUAACCUUGCCGCGAUGUGGUUCGAGAUUCUCCCCGGGAUCGCUGUCAUGGGCGUUUGCUUAGUCCUCCCCGGAGUUGCCACUGCGUACAUCCACAAGUUCAGUAAUGGGAAGAAGGAAAAAAGAGUUGCCUAUUAUCCAUAUCAGUGGAGUUUGAUGGAAAGAGAUAGGCGUGUCUCUGGAGUUAACCGCUACUAUGUGUCAAAGGGUUUGGAGAACAUUGAUUAAGGAAGCAUUUUCCUGGUUGAUGAAAAAUAACUCAGUUAUGCUCAUCUACCCCUGCUAAAAGGGUAUGCAGUGUAUUACAUAGUACGUAAUAAACAUUAAAAAGUAAAAUCAAA